UUGUACUGUGACGUAAAAGGCAAAUGAUAUACGUGCGGCACGUGAGACUUGCAUUUGGACCAUUGUGACCCAUUAAACUUAGCAGUAAACAUUCAAAUAUAUUGAAAUGUUUAUUUUCAUAUCUUAUACACAUUACAUAUUACCAAGUCAUAGCGUCAGGAUCGUUUGCAUUAUUUACAGUUCAGUUCAGUUUCUGGGAUGAUGGGAUCCCGGAAUAGGUUGGCCCACAUACAAAGUUGCCAAACCUGUUUAAAAAUGUGGAUAAACUAGUCGAGCUGACACACCACGAUCAGUGUAGUUUCAGAUACACAUAGCCAUUCACAAAGCGUCGCUACUGCUUUGCAUACGAUUUCGAAAAAAGAACUCAAGUCGCUGAGUGAAAUCAAGGAUUCGGCCAGAUGCCAGUCUAAACCUGUCGAGAUAUAGACAACAAGAGUCCGUGAGUUCAAUCAGAAACGCGUCUAUCACAUCAGGAUGGGUGCCUUCAAGUCUAAACAGUUUAAAAAGACUCCCCAGGUUCUCCUUAUGGGCUUGGAUUCGGCUGGGAAAUCUACUUUGCUGUACAGACAGCAGCGUGGUGUGGUGAUGGAGACCUCGCCUACUGUGGGCUUCAAUGUCGCGACUGUACAGCUGGACAAGAAGACCUCGCUGUCCGUGUGGGACGUUGGGGGACAAGGAACCAUGAGGCCCAAUUGGAAAUACUACCUAGAGGGAUGUAAGGUCCUGGUUUUCGUGGUGGACAGCAGUGAUCGAUCCAGGAUGGGAGAAGCUCAGAAAGCCCUGAAGAAGAUUCUGAGUGAUGAGCAUUUGAAAGGAGUUCCCCUGAUGGUGCUGGCGAACAAAAAAGAUCUGCCAAACUCUCUGACUAUUAGAGAUGUGUCUAUAUUGCUGGAGCUGGAAAGCUGCACAGAUCGGGAGUGGGAGAUCCAAGCUUGCAGCGCCUUGAAGGGACUUGGUCUCCAACAAGCCUUUCUCUCUAUAGCUAAACUAAUGCAAAAAGCAUAAGUAAGAUACUAUCUAGGAAACUAGACAAUACAUUGAAUGCAGUUAUAACUUGACAGUCUCCUUUUAUCUAAGCAUAAACUUAA
Molecule: messenger RNA, 1088 nt
Organism: Carassius auratus (goldfish)
Lineage: Eukaryota; Metazoa; Chordata; Actinopteri; Cypriniformes; Cyprinidae
Product: ADP-ribosylation factor-like protein 11
Exons: 1
Coding region: 475-1005 (176 amino acids)
Molecular function (GO): GTPase activity; GTP binding
Source: RefSeq, a predicted model, not a curated record